Molecule: messenger RNA, 564 nt
Organism: Candida dubliniensis CD36
Lineage: Eukaryota; Fungi; Ascomycota; Pichiomycetes; Serinales; Debaryomycetaceae
Gene: FGR39
Product: Fgr39p
Exons: 1
Coding region: 1-564 (187 amino acids)
Source: RefSeq, a predicted model, not a curated record
AUGUUUAGAGUCACACCUCGAGCAACAUUACCAUGGUUGAAGGUUUUAUCACAAGCACAUGUUUUGUCUCCAGUUAGAACAUUCAAAUUACCCAGUAUAUUUAGUGCUGUGAAAAGAGCCAAUGAAAUAGAUGAAAAGUUCACAAAUCUAGCUGAACGUCCUAUAGACUAUAAGGUUGGGGAAAUUAUAAAACAAGUCGAUAAAGAACCAGAGUUAUUGUUUCAAUUAGGGUUUUUCUUUUACGAGUGUAAACGAAUUGGCAUCACUCAAGAUCUUAUAAAUAAUAGAAAACGAGGGGUUUUGUAUUGGCCAAUAUUCUUUGGUAAUCUAAUACCGUUGAAUCGAGCAUUUUGGGAUACAAUGCAUUUAAUGAACAAAGCACAACAUUCACAUAGACUUAAUCCGUUCAAAAUAAAUGAGAUUGGUUUGUUGGAUCCUAAAAACUUCCCAUCUGAUUUCUAUAAGCAAUUGCUAACUGGGAAAUAUAAUGGAAUAGAUUUUCGUGAUACUAAGGUUUUCUCAAUGUCAAGACCCCAAUGGGAGGAAUCAAAAGAUACUGUGUGA